UAGUGGGCCAGAUCUGCUAUUUCAUCUCUUCGCUCCCGAUGGAGUGGCACAGAGGAGCAAACGCUUCAGGAUGAAGUACUGCACUUGCAGAGUGGCCUACUACGCCUUAGGGAUACACUUCCUGCAAUGUGCGACCUCAUUGAUCGAGCAGAGUGGAGGAUCCAUGAACAGUGCGUGGCCAAGCUCCUUCCAAAACUCAGGGAUGCAGUGUAUGAUGCUGAUGACCUUCUUGAUGAGUUUGGAUGGUAUGAGCUGAAGGUGGCCGUGGAGGGCAAUGCAAGCCAAAGCCCUUUUGUUGACUUCUUUAACAGUGUUAUUCAAGGUAGCUUCAACAAAGUGGAAGAUAUCCAGAAAAGACUGAAAAAUCUUUCUAGGCAGCUGGAGGAGAUGGGUUUGCGUGAAGAGACACCGCACUUUGAUAAAUCAGUCAGGCCAGAUACUAGCUCUUUGCCCGAUGAGACAAAAAUAUUUGGUCGUGACCUGGAGCUGAAGCAGGUGAUAGGAUUGCUUGGUGUACCUACAAAUAUUAGCGGGGCUCAUCUCAAACGCAAGAGAGCAAGUACUGUAGUGAGAGGGUCGACAAGUACAUCAAGCAACAUUAGUAAUGAAUCAAGAAUACCAAGCAUUCCUGUUUUGCCAAUAGUUGGACUUGGGGGUGUCGGAAAAACCACUUUGGCCCAACAUAUCUGCAAUCAUCAACAAGUGAAGUCUUACUUUGACUUGGUAAUUUGGAUUUGUGUCUCAGAUGACUUUGAUGUGACAAGGUUAACCAAAGAGGCCGUGCAAGCCUCUUCUGAUAAUUUGGAUUCUCUUCAACGCGCUCUUUCAAAGAAUGUGAGGAACAAAAGGUUCUUGAUUGUCCUUGAUGAUAUGUGGGAUGAUGCCUUGAAGGAAAAUGGGCUGUGUUGGAAGAGGUUUUGUGCACCUUUGAGAAAUGUGAUACAGGGAAGUAUGAUUUUGGUCACCACUAGAUCUCCAAAGGUUGCUGAUGGAGUGGGGACAAUGGAGCCCUUUAUAUUGGAUGGUUUGAAGGAUGAUGUCUUCUGGAAUUUCUUCAAACUAUGUGUGUUUGGAUCUAAGAGUUCGAACAGUGAACCUGAGCUAGAGCUCAUUGGUAGAAGCAUACUUCCUAAACUGAAAGGUUCUCCUUUAGCAGCCAAAACUCUUGGUCGCCUGUUAAAAAUGAACCUUCAUGUAACACACUGGAAUAAAAUACUAGAAAGUGAAUUGUGGGAGUUGAGACAAAAUGAGACUGAAAUUUUGCCAGCACUUCGGUUGAGCUACAUGUAUUUACCAUUCCAUUUGAAGAGAUGCUUCUCGUUCUGUGCUGUAUACCCUAAAGAUCACAAAUUUGAGAAGGACUAUUUAGCUGAAAUUUGGGUAGCAGAAGGCUUGGUUGAACCUCAAGGUGACAUUCCGAUUCAAGAUAUUGGCUGCCAGUACUUCGAAGAUCUUGUAGAACGUUCCUUCUUUCAGAAAGUUCGUGAUACUUACGUAAUACAUGACUUGCUGUAUGACAUGGCACAACUAGUUUCGGAGCAUGACUGCUUUGUCAUUAAAAAUAUGAGUGACUUCCAGAAAGUUCCUCAGGACGUUCGUCAUCUUUCAAUACUCUCUAGCACAAAAUUUGACCGUUCCACAUUGCUGAGUCUAUGCAAGCACACAAAACUCCGUACACUAUUUUGCAACAAGUCUUUAAGGAAUAAGACUGUAGCUUCUGUUGUAGUUCAUUGGUUCAAUGAACUUCGGCAUAUGCGUGCAAUCAUUUUUUCUGCCAUUGAGGAGUUACCAGAUAGUGUUGGCAACUUGAAGCAUCUCCGGUACCUGAAAAUCUCCAGAGCAUGUCCUUUCGACAGCCUUCCUUCAGCAAUUUGUUGCCUGUAUAAUUUGCAGAUUUUCAGUGCUAGCGAAUGCAAGCUAGAAAGCUUGCCCAGUGACUUCAGUAAAUUGAUCAGCUUACAGAGAUUUGAAUCAAAUGGAUUUCAAUAUGAUCAAGACUGUCCACUAAAUUUUGAUGCAGACAGUGAACGGGGACUACGAAUGAGAGUGCUAAAGAAUGUGACCCAAUUUUGUGGAGAUUUGGAGAUAUGCAAUCUGAGCAUGCGAAGCAAGGAUCAUGCAGCACAGGUUGAACUAAAGAAUAAGCGAUAUCUUAAUGGCCUCACCUUGGGGUGGUCUUUAUCCACACAGGGGCACAGUGAGAUUGAAGUGCUUCAAGUUCUACAACCUUCCAUCAAUCUCAAAUCUCUGCUCCUGCGGUGUUAUCCAGGUGUAUCUCUCCCAAACUGGUUUCAGCCACAAAACUUAGCUAAUUUAACAUCACUAUCGUUGCAUAACUGUGAUGGACUCGAGAGCAUAUCAUUUUCCAGGAUCUCACAGCGCAUAAACCUAAAUGAUAUGCGUGCGGUGCCAAUUGACAACAAUAAUGACAGUAUUGGUACUUUCUUGGCCCUGACAGUCAUAUCCAUUUACAUGUGCAAGAAUGUAUCAAGCCUUGAACAAGUGCUACAUCCAGCUUCUGUACCAGCCAUCAAGAAAAUAACAAUUCAAUAUUGCAAUAAGUUAGUAUCAGUGCCAACUGAGAGGUUUGAGGACUUGCAUUGCCUUGAAGAAUUAUACGUGAGUGAUUGUCCAAAUAUUUACUCCUAUGGUUUGGUGGCGCCCUCCCUCGAGAGGCUCGUGCUGGGUAGUUCUGGGAAUCUUGCAGGAAAUAUAGAAUGCUCGUCCCUAGUCUGCCUUUCUUUGUCAUGUCACUGCGUGACAUCCAUCGAACCACAAAUGUGGAGUCUUCCAGCUCUACUAGAGUUGAACAUUACAGGGUGCAGAUCUCUUACAUCUAUUGGACAACCUGAACCUUUCUUCACUAACAUUUCUCGUGGCGGAGGCACCACCAGCGUGAUAUUCUCAUCUCUUACUUCCAUAACCAUUUAUGAUUGUGAGAAACUGUCAACCAUUGAUGACCUUCUAACAGAAGAAUAUCUACCUGCUAUCGAGAGCAUUCUUGUUGGACGCUGUGGCAAGUUAAUUUCCCUAUCCAGUGAAACGUUUGGAAGUUUCCCUUUCCUGAAGGAUUUGAAAGUUCAUGAUUGCCCAAGUAUCAACUGGCAAAGUGGAUUGGCGCUCCCAUCAUCCCUCCAAAGACUCUACUUACGGUCAUGUGGGGAUAUCUCCGCAUGGGUUCCCAGUAGCCUAGAGAACCUCGCAUCCCUUGUUUCACUGCAGAUGAUUGAAUGUCCACGUGUAGUGUCCAUUCCAGGAGAAGUUUGGAGCAGUGAUCUCACGUCACUCAAGGAAUUGAAGAUUGAGGAUUGUCCAGACCUUGUGUCAAUUGGUGGGGCAAAUGCAAUUGCAGAAAUAAAUAUUGUGUGUAUUUCUGGCUGUCCAAAGAUGAAGGAAAAUGCUUAUGUGAUGAGAGGGCGCUUCUAG
Messenger RNA from Triticum urartu, 3426 nucleotides. Its product is annotated as disease resistance protein RGA2-like. The record is from RefSeq and is a predicted model, not a curated record. Gene Ontology annotation, molecular function: ADP binding. NCBI's taxonomy places the organism in Eukaryota, Viridiplantae, Streptophyta, Magnoliopsida, Poales, Poaceae.